UUCAGGGUUAACGAAACGGAAGAGGACGUGAACGAAGGAGAGUUAAAAGCAAAGGCAAAGGUUAACAAAGGUAAAUGAAAAUAAAUGAGAUGAAUGAACUGGAUAAAAGUAAAAAGAACAGUGAAGGUCAUUAGUAAAAGUAGAAUAAGGUGAAUAACGCCUCAGACAGGCUAAGGAGAAACAGAAGUUCAUUAGUUAAUACUGAAUGAAGGUGAACAAAGGUGAUCAAAGGGUAAAUCACUUUUAAGCGAUUUAAAAAUCGCAGGCGAUCGAGAAAACCACACGGAAAGCAAGAACAAACCAUUUAUCUUCUUCAAUCUAUUUCCUGAAAUCCUUCAUGUUCAAGGCCAUUUGAGGAUUACGCAAUAUGCCCUCGUACCGAGCGCCAGGCCCGGAACAGUACAUGGAGGUUUACAUGGAGAGCUAACACAAGCUUAGUGACCGGGCCGCAGUGACAUCUUGUGGGUCAACCAGCGAAUAUGUCAUUCGAAGUUUUUGCUUUUAUUUUAGGGAUAAUUAUCAGCAUUGCUUUGAUAUUUUUCGCAAUAUGGAACGUAAGUACAAGGACAUGUCCUAGCCUUGGUGUUUUCUUGCUUCCAACUCAAUUCUUGGUCUCUCCUUUUCCUGUAGAUAAUAGCUUUUGACGACCUCAGGACUGAUUAUAAGAACCCCGUGGACCUUUGUAACAGUUUAAAUCCGGUGAGUUUAUGAACUUAUAGAUAUUUUUAUCUCCAUCGAUCUUUGAUUGGUUAGUAACAAACUGUCUACAUCAGGUUUUUGCAUGAAACGUCUAUCAUAGAGAGUCAUACUUCACUAAAGCAUGUAGACGUGUUCUGUUAGUUAAUUGGGCCGGGACGUAAACUUACAUGUAAGCUUAUCUAAGUUGAUAUUUCUCGCAAUAUCCUUGCAAAGCUAAAAGUUUUUUUGAAACAGCGUUAUUAUUAUAUUUAAGAUUCGUUUUGUUUAUGGUACAUGUAUGUAUUGAGGGUCAUUGGCACUAAACAAACUCGAUGUUACACAUUUUUUGCUACAACGAACCAGUAAAAGCUUAAGUUUGCUAUAUAUAGCGCAUAGUGCAUUUAUUUAUUAUAUAUAAGUUAAAACACCUGCGAUGUGUUUUAUAUUUGAAAAAUUAUGUAAAUUAGGACAAAAUCAAUAAUAAUAAGGCUUUUUCAAGCACAAUGUAGCAGUUUAUAUUAAGUUGAACCAACAGUUUAUUGUUUAUAACAAUCUUGUUUUGACAGCUUGUUUUACCAGAAUAUGGAAUCCACUUGUUCAUUAGUUUACUUCUCUUGGCUGGGGGACAGUGGACUGCAUUUCUUUUUAAUCUUCCUUUAAUAAUCUACAAUAUUCACAGGUAAUAGUAAAAGAAAAUUUUAAACAUAACAGUUAACAAAAAUAUUUUGAAUCUUGAUUAACCAAAAAAAUUAAUGUACAUGUUUUUACAGUUCUUUUUUGCUUCAGUAGACAAUAGUCAACUAAAGAUGAGACGAGCUGGGCCAGUUACCUUUUAUACCACAAGAGCCUCUGUAUGGGUCCCUUCGGGUGUUGAUCGCAUCGUCCGUCUUCCAUCAAAUCAUCAGUUUUUCAGGCAAAAUCAUGACAUCAAGAAUUCUUUUGUGUGGCAGUGCUAUUAGCAAGCUCAGCACAACUACAAUGAUGAAGGAAACAAGAAAAUAUUAAAAGAAAGCAACAGGUUUAAUAAACAGAACAAAAACUCUGCACAUGCAGCACACUUUUUGGCAGAUUUCUCUGCAUUUAUUACAUGAAAAACAUUGUCAAACUUGAUUGGCAAUGCGAUCAUCUCUUCAACCCUUAAGAUUGUCACUGUAUUAAUAGGGCCCGGAAUAGUCGAGACUUCAGUUUUGUCAAAAACACCCAUGUAGAGGCUCAGAAGAUCUUAUUACCUAAAAAAUAGUCACCUGAUUGUUUAUUUCCUUAUUUCAGGUAUGCUAACAGACCAGUAAUGAGUGUUCCAGGUCUUUAUGAUGCCACAGAGGUUAUGAACGCAAGUGAAAUGUCUCGCUGCCAGAAGGAAGGAUGGGUUAAAUUAGCAUUCUUUCUCCUUAGCUUUUUUUAUUACCUCUACAGGUAA
Messenger RNA from Porites lobata, 2095 nucleotides. The record is from the annotation of a GenBank genome assembly. NCBI's taxonomy places the organism in Eukaryota, Metazoa, Cnidaria, Anthozoa, Scleractinia, Poritidae.